This is a messenger RNA of Corvus hawaiiensis (hawaiian crow), 1265 nucleotides long. RefSeq names its product baculoviral IAP repeat-containing protein 5-like. The record is from RefSeq and is a predicted model, not a curated record. Lineage: Eukaryota; Metazoa; Chordata; Aves; Passeriformes; Corvidae. Bases 45 to 467 code for a protein of 140 amino acids. The transcript has 4 exons.
CCGCUCCCGCCCUGCCCCGCGCGCGCCGCCGUUUGAACGGGGCCAUGGAGGGGCUGGCGGUGCUGCCCGAGGUGUGGCGGCUCUACUUCGCCUCCGUCCGCGCCGCCACCUUCCGCAACUGGCCCUUCACCGAGGGCUGCGCCUGCACGCCCGAGCGGAUGGCGGCGGCGGGCUUCGUGCACUGCCCCAGCGAGAACAGCCCCGACGUGGCGCAGUGCUUCUUCUGCCUCAAGGAGCUGGAGGGCUGGGAGCCCGACGACGACCCCCUGGAGGAACACAAAAAGCACUCUGCGGACUGUGGUUUUCUUUCUCUUCAGAAAGAACCUGCUAACCUGACGGUGCAGGAGUUCCUGAAGCUGGACAAAAUGCGAAUGAGAAAGGCACUUAAAAAAGAGGUUUCUCAGAAGAUGACCAAAGUUGAAGAUAAAGCCAAGACCCAGCGUUGUGGUAUAAAGAAUCUGGCCUAGACUGCUGCAGCUUCAUUGUUGCCAGUGACAUCUGUCCAGUCCAUGUGCUGUGGCACUGCCCCCGUGACUGAAUGGCCGUGUUUCCCCAGGCCGCCUCCAGACUGGCUGUUCCUGAGAAGCAGACGGGAUUCUGCUUCACUCCUCCGAUUCUGUCUGGGAAGUACCUGGGCUUUGAUGCAUUGCAUAAUCUUUUCCUGCAGAGAUUCUCCUAAUCUUCCUGCUGGUUUAAUUAAGGAUUACUACUUGCGGGUUGACUUGUUUUCUUUUUUUUCCUUUCUUUUUUUUUUUUUUUGGUAAAUCCAGCUGUUUAAAGAUAUUGCUGUCUUGUAGAGAUACAAGCACUGUUUGGUGCUAAAACUUGUAUUUCUGAUAGGAGUUGACAUGCAUUUCCAUUUUUGUACUGAAUAUACCAAUCUUUUAGAUAACUUUGGGACAUAGAAAGCAGAAGGAGUUUUAAAAAUACUUCAGGGGUUUAGGAUUGUGGCUAAUAACGUUGAGUUAUACCACACCUUAAUGUGCCUGGUAUUCUUGUAAGCUUCUGUUUGUAGUUGGCUGCUGCCUCGUGUUGAUGCAUUUAUAAAUAAAAGUUGAAGGCAGAACAACAAAGUAGUUCUACUCGAUUUUCUGGAGGACAAGAAUCUGACCUUUACUGCAAUGGGCUGCACUGAAUGCAGCUUUAACAUCAAAAAGGAAAACAAGCUCAUCAAUUACAGCUUGCAGUGCUGUUGCUCAAGUGUCAAACUCUUAAGCAGUCUUCAUCAGGCAUUAAAGACAAUUAAAUUUAUUUGUGCCUGGGAA